AAGAGUAUCGUCACGAAGUCCUCUGGUCUUCGCAACUCUGCUCGACAGAUCAACAAAUAACGCAACAAAAAGAAGCCUCUGUUCAGAAGCAAAAACCAAUGAUUCGCGCAUCGUUCUCGCCCCAUUCCAUCACAAUCGCCCUGAUCUUCUGCGUUGCGGUUGCGCAGUCGUGGAUCGGAUCCGCCACAACGUCCAGAACAAAAGCCCCGCUUUCCGCUUUCCGGCGAAUUUCCCUGCUCGGUGCCCACGACGACAGCGGAUUUGGAGUGAACGAGCCGGAUCGGGAAGCCGGCCCGAGCAGCAGGCGAGCGGUCCUGAACCGCGCCGCGAGGGCUGGGGCGGUGUCCCUGGCAUCGGUGGUGGCGGUCGUCCCCUCCCCCGCGGGAGCGAUCUCGGAAGACCGCUGCGACCCGCUCGACCCGCGCUGCGGGGCCGACGGAAAGCUGAGAGAAAAAGGACCGGACGGAAAACCCAUUCCCAGGGUGACCAACCGCAUCACACACGUGGUCCAGCUGGUGAUCGACGUCGGGGAGCGACGGGAGGAGGUAGGCUUUUUGCGGUUCGGGCUCUACGGGGACGACUGCCCCGAGAGCGUGAAAUCGCUCCUGCGCUUCCUCACCCCGAUUGGCAUCACCGGGGUGGUAGAUGCGAGCGCCAUGGAAAACAGCAUCGGCGUCAAGAGCUCUCCCGUGUCCCUCUUGCAGGGCGGGGUCGUCCCAACCAUUUGCCCGGGCAGGGGCGUCGAGUUUGGGGUUCCCUCCCAGAAAAAGGCGUACGCCAGGGCUAUGGGCCUCAGGGAGGGCGGGGACAAUUUUGUCCCUCAGAACCGACCGGAACCCACCGGAUCGGAGGCCGGUGCUCGGAAGCACGACGUGGCGGGCCUCAUCUCCAUCCCCGAGCAGGGAAUCGGCUUUGGCAGCAGCGGCGGCAGCGUCGACGAGGCCUACGCGAGCGCCUUUUUGGUCACCGCCGACGAGAGCGCGUCCCAGCUGUACGACAACAAGCUCCGCCGGAGGGUUGUCGGCCAGGUGAUCGACAACGAGAGCAUGGAAUUCUUGGCGCGGCUGGCCUCGCUGCCGAUCCAAAAGAAGCUGGGUUCCAGCAGCGACAAGGGCCCACCUCUUCUCAAGGUAACGGUUCUAGACAUCGGGGUCCAAAAGGUCGGCGCUGCCGGAAGUGAAAGCAGCAAGAAAACCAAGAAAAAAUAGGCGGACCCUGAUUCGCGAGCACAACCGCCACCGGAAAGAGAUUCGAUGUCGCCUUUCAAACGAGUGUUUUGACAGUCCGGCAACCMAGGCAUUCUUCGUUGRUUAUUCAUUUAGAGGAUAAUUGGUAAUUGAUGCAUUCGUUCUCCGUUUUUGAAGGCUAUGACCAUAACUCAAGUCCCUGAUGAAGGUCUGAUUCUUCCCGUGGUGCAGCACUCGAAGUUUGUUGUAAUUAUAUCAAUAACAAUAGGAUAACAGAAGUACGAUGCUGGGGAUCUUCUCGCAGAUUGGGUCUAACACACCAAGUGAUACUAUCGAAAACGUGAAACGUGGGUGAAUAUAUCUCUCUCUACGCUCAUCUUUCUGUAAUGGUCUUCUGUUUUUCAAUCCCGCYCGGAACUUAAUCAAUCAAGAUAAUUUAUUUCUAUUAAUUGACAGUAGAUCAAGGACAAGAAUUUGAAACGACACUAGAAGAGAGUCCAGCCAAGCUAGGAUGCAAGCUUGUCAAAGAUGCAAACCACCAAAAUCGGUGUUGAGAUAUUUCUGUGCGGAUGCACACAGGUCAACGCACGCAYCCACCUGCAAUACAACACCCCAACCCCAACUUCACUGAUGAAAGUUAGUCAGACGAUAACAACACAAUUGCAGAAAGCUGUCACUUCAACCCCAAUCUUUGCACUUUCAAAUCUUUCGAUGCAAUGACAACGUCAACGUAGAAAGUUAUGGUAUCUUUUGCCUCUAUUCACAAAGAAAUGAGAUGUUUUCAA
Molecule: messenger RNA, 1972 nt
Organism: Pseudo-nitzschia multistriata
Lineage: Eukaryota; Bacillariophyta; Bacillariophyceae; Bacillariales; Bacillariaceae
Source: the annotation of a GenBank genome assembly